AUGAUCAAACUACCCAACCAAGAAGAGGAUGACACCACCAACUCCAUGCCAUUGACCAAGAAAAUGAAAGGAAUGGCAAAGAAUCCUGAAACCAGCAGUGACAGUCAUCACCCUGCUGUCUACUAUGCAUGGCUUGAUCCACUUGUCACUCAUCACAUUCUUUCCUUUCUCGAGAACGAUCCCAUCACACAAUUAAAUUUUUGCAUCAUCAACAAACAAGUAUUCGACCUCCAACAUGUGAAUGAGGAACAACGAACUUUUUUCAAAGAAGGACUCAUUGAAAUUGAAAAAUUCCACAUUGCUCAUGGACACUGGACAUUUCAAGUCAGUGCCGAAUUCAAGUUGUUGGAAAAGAGAAAAAACCACCAGGACAACAACAUGACCAACACCAACUCUCCAAAAGAAGUGGGUGGACGGAGUUAUCAAAUGAGUCGUGUCUUUAGCUUGGAUUUAAGCGAGAGUGAUCUACUUGUGAGAAUAUCUCAUACGGUGAAGAUACUGGAACCAUCUACGAAGAGUGAAGUAAUUUUGAACAAGUUCUUUGAAAGAUAUCGAAAUGUUUCGUGUGUAUCAUCAGCCUCAUCAUUACUCUCAAAAGAAACAACUUUCAAUGCAUUGCUCCCAUUGCACAUGUUGCUUGCUUUAUACAAAAAGGUCAAGAGCAUUAAGAAGGAAAAGGUACUUGUCGAACAAUAUGACUUUGAGAACAUUCGACUUGAAUUCGAACAAACAACACCUUGGAAUGGUUUUUCAAAUAUUGAAACCAUUUUGGAACAAUUGAAUAACUGCUCGGCAUAG
Molecule: messenger RNA, 798 nt
Organism: Naegleria fowleri
Lineage: Eukaryota; Heterolobosea; Eutetramitea; Acrasida; Naegleriidae
Exons: 2
Coding region: 1-798 (265 amino acids)
Source: RefSeq, a predicted model, not a curated record